AUUUACUCAACAAAAAUGGCAAUUUCAUUUCCUAAGCUUCUAACAGCAAUAACCAUCCUUCAUCUACUCUCCAUCCAAACCAAAGCCCUUUUUCCAUACACACUUCCCACCCAAUUCUCCGACGACCCAUUUCGAAUCCUCGAACAAAUCCCUCUAACAAUCCCUAAGGGAUCAGAUCAACCCUUAACCUUAUUAGCUAGAUGUGAUUGGAAAGAAACCCCAAGUGCCCAUCUGAUAAAUCUAGACAUCCCUGGAUUGACUAAAGAAGAUGUGAAAAUUGAGGUUGAAGAAAACAGAGUGUUGAGAAUCAGUGGCGAGAGAAAGGCUGCCGGAGAAGAAGUUGAAGGAGAGAAAUGGCAUAGGGCGGAGAGAACUAAUGGGAAGUUUUGGAGACAGUUCCGGUUGCCGGGGAAUGCGGAUUUGGAUGGAGUGAAAGCGAAUUUGGAAAAUGGGGUUUUGAAGAUUACUGUGCCGAAGUUAGCAGAGGAGAAGAAGAAACAGAUGAAGGUUAUUGAUAUUGUUGAUGAAGGAUUGGCCGGCGCCGGCGCCGGAGAGGUUGUUAAAGCUAGUAAAGAUGGUGAUUUGAAGAAGAAAUAAGGUUUUGAUUUCUUU
Messenger RNA from Impatiens glandulifera, 612 nucleotides. RefSeq names its product 22.7 kDa class IV heat shock protein-like. The record is from RefSeq and is a predicted model, not a curated record. The coding region runs from base 16 to 597 and encodes 193 amino acids. Gene Ontology annotation, biological process: protein folding; response to salt stress; response to heat. The transcript has a single exon. NCBI's taxonomy places the organism in Eukaryota, Viridiplantae, Streptophyta, Magnoliopsida, Ericales, Balsaminaceae.